Messenger RNA from Thalassophryne amazonica, 2950 nucleotides. It is a transcript of the gene trmt44, whose product is annotated as tRNA methyltransferase 44 homolog. Gene Ontology annotation, biological process: tRNA methylation. The coding region runs from base 146 to 2080 and encodes 644 amino acids. NCBI's taxonomy places the organism in Eukaryota, Metazoa, Chordata, Actinopteri, Batrachoidiformes, Batrachoididae. The transcript has 11 exons. The record is from RefSeq and is a predicted model, not a curated record. Gene Ontology annotation, molecular function: metal ion binding; tRNA (uridine) methyltransferase activity.
UACAUUCACUUUGAUCUAAAGCUUAAAGCAUGUGCGUUAAAUGUUGAAAUGUAUUGAUUUAUUUUUUUAAACGAACUCGGUUUAUGAACGUGGUUUUCUUUAUUCUUUUGUCCUCGAGACUUCUGAUCGUGUCUGAUGCUGAAUCAUGUCCAAACUGUUCGGUUUAAAGCUUCCAGGAGAAUGUAAAAGUCUGCCUGACGGCUUUUGGACAGCUGUAGACGUGUGGAUAAAGAAACCUCACGUGGUGAACAAACGGCUUUGUGGCGUCACAGAGACUCAGAGGACAGAUGUGGACGCAGAGGACCUGGAACUCCUGCUGGAUCCUGGUUUUGGACUUUCCCAUGAUGUCCUGACUUUUCUGACCAGCAGACAGCCAGCUGGACAGCAAAAUGGAAAGACUUGGUCUUUUAGUGUCAGGACAUUUGUUCCUAAAGUAAACUGUUAUGGGACAAAUAUUCAGAAAGAAGUGAUACUCAAAGAUUUGGGCAGACAACAAGUGACUUUUCUACCAUUUGAAGAGGAUGCAGAAGGGCAGGUGUCUCUAAAGAAGGGCAACAUUCAUCAGAUUCAGCUCCUUCGUCAGGAUGGUGGGGAAUGGAUCUUGGAGCUACAUCUCCUGACUUCAGACAACUGGUUCUCAGACGGCGUGGCCUAUCCUAAGAUGCCAUGGCUCUCCACCGAUCUGCUGCCUAAGUUGGCGCGUUGGGCCACCGAGUGCACAAGCAGCGAGUUCAAGAGCACCUUGUCUCUGCUGCCAGUGGAGAAAUACAGCCUGGUGUACCAGCAGCUGAAGGAGAAGUACAAGGCGAUGGUUAAGGCUUGGCCUGAGGUGACCGACCCAGAGAAGUUUGUGUAUGAGGAUGUUGCGAUUGCUACGUAUCUUCUAGUGCUGUGGGCUGAGGAGCGAGCAGAGAAAAAUCUGACUGCCAAACAGUCCUUUGUGGAUCUGGGCUGUGGAAAUGGCCUCCUUGUUCAUAUACUGGCCAACGAAGGGCAUCCUGGAAAGGGCAUUGAUGUGCGGAAGAGGAAGAUAUGGGACAUGUACGGCCCGCUGACGCUGCUGGAGGAAAAGGCAAUUACUCCCAAGGAGUGCUUCUUAUUCCCCGGUACGGACUGGCUGAUUGGGAACCACUCAGAUGAGCUCACACCGUGGAUCCCCAUUAUGGCGGCCAGGUUGUCGUACACCUGCAGGUACUUUGUCCUCCCCUGCUGUUUCUUUGACUUCUACACUAAAUACCAAAGGCGCCAGUCCCAGAAGUGCCAGUAUAAAGAAUACAUCAACUUCAUCGCGGAGGUCAGCCGAGUCAGCGGCUUCAACACGGAGGAGGACUGCCUGAGAAUACCGUCCACCAAACGGGUUUGUCUGGUUGGGAAGUCACGAAAUUACGAGGUGUCAGACGAGGCUCAGGCUGAGCAUCGGCGAGCGCGUUACAUCCAGAGCCGCCAGCCCACCGGCAGAGUCACAGUACAAGAGCCAGAUAUUCAAAACAGUGCAGAAUGUUGCAAUGGGCUUGCUGACGGGACCACAAGGAAUGAAUGGGAAGCCGGGUUCCAGCCACGAGAGAAGGUUGAAACUGUUCGAAACUGCGCCACUCUCCCACGGGACUUAACCGACAGCGUCGUCUUGCAGGUCGCUCACGCUCUCUUGAAAAUGACUCUGAAUGAAGAUGGAGCAUCUUCCAAUGAGUGGAACCAUGGAGGCAGCCUUUCUGUAAGCGAAGUCGCCGGGCUGCUAGAGCACAAAACCCUUCGGCUCUUAAAAAAGGAGUGCGGAGGACUGCAGACGCUCCUCAAGAACAGCUACCAAGUCUUUAGAGUGGAGGGAGGGAGGGUACGCAUCAGAGACUGGCGGGACUGCAAGACCAGGGUGGAUGUCAAGAGGAAACCUGUCACUCCCGGCGACUUAAAAACUCGCCCGUGCUGGUUUUACACCCACCACCCUCAGGGCUGCCCCCUACAGGAUGAAGACUGUAAAUUUGCCCAUGGAACCCAUGACCUUCGACCCUCCACCAGACCUCUCAAGUCCAUAAACACCCGGCAUUUUGAGUUAUCUGAGCUUGUUAGAAAGCAGCGAGUGUGAGCCAGAGUGCCGUUACAUCAUCUCUGGGAAGUGAGUUUUUAAAAAUUCAGUGCCAUCCUCUCUUUAUCCAUGUGAAGCUGCCAAAAUCUGAUUCUAAUUCUGCAUUCGAAGAGAUCUGUGAGACAUGUAAAUUAUCUUGCCUGGUGACACUUAAUUUCAAGGGAUCCUAUCGGCUCUUCCUUUGCUCCAUAUUGUUGCUCUGCAGCAAAUGCCGAAUGCUUAUUUUCACUUUGUGCCUGGUCGAAAUCUGAUCUUUGACCCCAAUGACCUUGACGUUCAUCUCAGCGAUUGACUUUAGGUGAAUGUGACUUUGUCUUAGCAAUUCAGGAACCUUCCCACACAUGGAUACUAAGCUUGAUGCCUAUUGGAAUGGGGGGAAAAACCUUGGACCACAGUGACCUUUGCCUAAAUUAAUCAUCUUUGGCAAAUUUGACUUUAUCUUGGCAAUUCCAAAACCCACCUAUAUACACUCGCUGUGUUUGAAGGAUGAGAACAAUCUCAAGAACACCGUCAGCAUAAGGGUGGAAACAUUUUUUGGGGUGCUUUUCUGCAAAGGGGACAGGACGACUACACCAUAUUGAAGGGAGGAUGGAUGGGGUCAUGUCUUGUGAGAUUCUGGCAAACAUCCUCCUUCCCUCAGGAAGAACGUUGAAGAUAGGUUGUGGCUGGGUCUUCAAGCAUGACAAUGACCCCAAACACACAGCCAGGGCAACUAAAAAAUGGCUCUGUAGGAAGCAUUUCAAGGUCCUGGAGUCUCUAGACCUCAAGUCAAUAGUGAAUCUUUGGAAGGAGCUGAAACUCCAAACCUGAAAGAUCUGGAGAAGAUCUGUAUGCAGUUUGUGCAAACUUGGUCAAGAACUACAGGAAAUG